Messenger RNA from Fusarium sp. VM40, 1236 nucleotides. Lineage: Eukaryota; Fungi; Ascomycota; Sordariomycetes; Hypocreales; Nectriaceae. The record is from the annotation of a GenBank genome assembly.
AUGGGACCAACAGACUUUUCUCACCAUUUCUCAGAGAAGAACAUACCUUUCGGUAUAGCUUCUUCUGAAAUCUACAAGAGUCCUCAAGCUGUCAUCAGACUAGAGAAUACUGUGAUUUUUCUUCAUGACCUGGAGGAGAUUUUCAAGGACAUCACUGAUCUCCCUGCCGGUGUCUUUAAUCAGCCAACUUUGAAUGCUUUCGCGGCUCUUCCAAAACUCAUCCAUCAGCAUGUACGAAAGGCUAUCCAAGAAACAUACCAGAAGUCUGGCAUCGAUGGCUUCCCUUCCACUAGCCAUGAAGACAUAGGCAGUGUUACAAUGCAUCUACCAGUAGAAAUCAAAGACUUUGCAGAUUUCUCCUGUUCACUUGACCACGUCAUAAAUGCAGGCCGCAUAGUAGUCAACAACCCAAAGCCCCCUCCUGGCUUUUUCCAUUUCCCAGUCGGCUAUCAGGGUCGCUCAAGCUCCAUCGUUAUUUCAGGGACUGAUAUUGAGCGUCCUUAUGGACAGUUUCGUAACCCUGCGGCUACAGCUGGACAGGAGAAUGCAAUCAUCUAUGGCCCGUCGCAAAAAGUUGACUAUGAGGUUGAGCUUGCGGCUAUAAUUGGAAAACCAUUAGCUAUGAAGCAGAGACUAAAUGCUAAGGAUGCUGAAGAGCAUAUCUUUGGUUUUGUCAUUCUUAAUGACUGGAGUGCUCGCGAUAUUCAAGGUUUCGAGAUGAGUCCACUUGGUCCCUUCAAUGGUAAAAGCUUAGGCACUUCCAUAUCACCCUGGAUAAUCACGCUCGACGCCCUAGAGCCAUUCAGAGUCAGAUCCCCUCCCCAACAAACCCUAUCAGCCACAUACCUGCAACACCCUAACCCCUCAACCUACUCCAUCACCAUGAAAGUCGAAGUCCUCGCCAACUCAAGUGCAACAACCCUAGGCGUAUGCCCCGUGGAAGCGCUAUACUGGACUCCACAGCAGAUGGUAGCCCAUUCGGUCAGUUCUGGUAGUGCCCUGCGAACCGGCGACAUCAUGGCUACAGGCACUGUGAGCGGCCCGGAUGAAGCAAGUCGUGGCUGUAUACUUGAGACUACUGAGGGUGGUACGAAGCCGGUCACUUUGAGUGAUGGGUCAAAAAGAGGGUAUCUUGAGGAUGGGGAUGUUGUGAGGAUAACAGCUUCUGUUGGAGAGGAGUCGGGGGUGGGAUUUGGAGAAUGUAUUGGACAGUUGACGCCUGCUAGAUCUCAGUGA